This is a messenger RNA of Fimicolochytrium jonesii, 1969 nucleotides long. Its product is annotated as WD40-repeat-containing domain protein. Gene Ontology annotation, cellular component: Rpd3L-Expanded complex; Rpd3L complex; nucleus. Gene Ontology annotation, biological process: regulation of gene expression. The record is from RefSeq and is a predicted model, not a curated record. The transcript is spliced from 10 exons. Bases 190 to 1515 code for a protein of 441 amino acids. Gene Ontology annotation, molecular function: histone binding. Lineage: Eukaryota; Fungi; Chytridiomycota; Chytridiomycetes; Spizellomycetales; Powellomycetaceae.
CGGCCUACGUUACAGGAGUAACCCUCCCCCAGGCUCCCAUUAGGAAGGAGCAACCAACUAUCAGCCCGCACCUCAGAGCUCUCCUGCUCUGUCCAUACACUCCCUCCCUCCCUCCCUUCCAGCUGCUAUCGCUCUACAGCUCGCUAGCUACACAGCUAUCGGAAAGCACACCGUACCCGCUAGCAAACGAUGACUCAACGACCGGGAGAGACCACCGUGUCUGACGACGUCCGCCCUGGCGCCUCUGAACAGGACAAGCAGAUCAUCGCUGAGAAAAUCAUAAACGAAGAAUACAAAAUAUGGAAGAAGAACAGUCCCUUUCUCUAUGACACCGUAAUCACCCACGCUAUGGAAUGGCCUUCCCUCACAGCACAGUGGCUUCCAGAUAUCGAGAGGCCCGACGGAAUGGAGUACACAAUCCAACGACUUCUAUUGGGAACCCAUACCUCCGAUUCGGAGCAGAACUAUCUGCAGAUUGCUCAGGUGCAGCUGCCCACUGAGACGACCGAUAAUGAUAGGUCGAAGUUUGAUGAAGAGCGUGGAGAAGCCGGGAGCUACGGCGGCAACGAAUGCAAGAUCAACGUUAUCCAAAAGAUUAAUCACGAUGGGGAGGUCAACCGAGCACGCUACAUGCCCUUGAACCCAAACAUCAUCGCUACGCGCACCGUCUCGGGACCCGUCUAUGUGUUUGACCGCACACGGCACACGUCGGCGCCUACCCCCGACGGUAUCUGUAACCCGGAGAUCAAGCUUGUUGGUCACACGAAAGAAGGAUAUGGCAUGUCAUGGCAUCCAACGCUCCUGGGCCGCCUGAUCACAGGAUCUGAGGACACGACGAUCUGCGAGUGGGAUAUCACAGGGGCUACUAAGGAGCGGAAAACCAUGGCGCCGACACGGACGUACACGGGUCACUCUGCUUGGGUCGAGGAUGUGGCGUGGUCAGAACUCUGCGAACCGAUAUUUGCCUCUGUAGCCGACGACAAGAAGUUGAUGAUUUGGGACACGCGAAAUCCCGCAUCACACAAACCGCAUACCAGCGUCGACGCACACACCGCCGAGAUCAACUGCGUGGCGUUCAACCCCCAAAACGAGUUCCUCCUCGCUACCGGGUCCGCCGACAAGACAGUAGCCCUCUGGGACAUGCGCAACCUCCUCCGCCCCCUCCACACCUUCGAAGGCCACCAAGACGCGAUCCUCCAAGUCGAAUGGGCCCCCUUCGACGGCAGCAUCCUUGCCUCCUCGAGCGCGGAUAGGAGGUUGAAUGUGUGGGAUCUCAGCAGGAUUGGCGAAGAGCAGACGCCGGAGGAUGCUGAGGAUGGACCGCCGGAGUUGUUGUUUGUGCACGGAGGCCACACGAACAACAUCGCGGACUUUGACUGGAACCGAAACGAUCCGUGGGUGAUGUGUAGUGUGGCGGAGGAUAAUGUGUGUCAGGUUUGGCAGAUGGUGAGUUUUGAGACACACUUGGUGUGUCCAAAGGUUUCGUUUUCGUUUUUUGGUAUCUGUGGUUGGUGAUGAGCUGAUGGGUUCGUGGUGUGAUUGUGAUUAGGCGAGUAACAUAUACAACGCGGAAGAGGUCGAUGUGCCGGAUACCGAGUUGGAGUAGGCAUAGCUAGCCGUCUAGAGAUUCGGAUAGUACCACCCCGUGGGGUCUCGUCGACGCUUGACACCAACGCGGCGUGGUUGUUCUUGCCAGCUCUCGCCCACGGUCCCCUCUUGCCCCCCUGCUCCUUGCAACGCUCGCACCCCAUCCGCCCCCCCAGCGAACGUACAUUACAUAUUAUGCACACACACACACCAGGGCUGUAUCUCGCGGCGCCUGGGGCUUUUGUAUUUUUUCCCCCUUUUUUGUGAUUGUGUAUUUUUGAGGUGGGAAAUGAAUGGGGUCAGAUUUUUUUUUUUCCGGGGCGAGGCUGGGACCCAAACCCAACAGUGUCGAAAAUGUCAAUGGCGGGGAUGGCCAGCGCCC